Molecule: messenger RNA, 2101 nt
Organism: Cantharellus anzutake
Lineage: Eukaryota; Fungi; Basidiomycota; Agaricomycetes; Cantharellales; Hydnaceae
Exons: 13
Coding region: 216-1757 (513 amino acids)
Source: RefSeq, a predicted model, not a curated record
UGCACCGUAAUGUUUCGAGAAAUGUUGUGCUGAGGUUGAAUAGGUUUCACGGAGCCAACUCGCUUUUUUCUUCUCUGAUACUUUAGCACACAUUGCAAAGCUUCAAGCGAUAUCUGCCUCAUGGCCAUAAUGUCACGUCACGAUCUCCGGAUUCCUCUCGGCAUUUCCAGGAGCCACACGUUGGAACAGGCUGGCCACAGAUUCGGUCGGACAAGAUGGACAAGUUGAAAGCCCUAGGAGAUGCUGCAUAUAUGCUGGGCAAUAGCUCUUCAAGAGAUGGGAAUUGCGCAGGUGCAUGUUCGCGGGACGUCGUAGGUGCCGUUGGCCAGCUAGGGGGGGAUUCACCGAGCACCACCAAUGAGGCCGUGAACAUUCUCAAUAACCUGGAUUCCAACAGUAUCAUUGCGUCUAUGCACACGUUCGUUAAAGUUCUGGAAGCCGUCGUCGCUGUUCACGCAUUUGUUGCAGUUGUUGUCAUCCCUUUGAAGGCCGUCGUACGUAAGGACCUCCAGCGACGGGUGAAUGAUCGGCGCACACUCUUACUGGUUCAUGGGAUGAUCAAGAUGAUGAGGCGGCUAGCUGAGCUCGAAUCUGUCAAACUGAACGAUACUCAAACAUUCACUUUAGCCGCCAUUCUCCGGGAGAUGGAGAGAGCGAUAGAAGACUGUAGGAUCGUUAUUGAACACUAUCUCAGGCGGAAGAAGAUAGUCCGCUUCGCGAAAGCGUCCUCGUGGCAAACGAAAUUCGACGAGUUCUCUGUACGGUUCUCGACGUUGGAAGGCGAACUUAACGAUGCCUUGCUGCUCGUCAUUCAUCGGAACACCUCCGAAUCCAGGCAGCUGAUGGAUGGACUUAAUUCAAAGUUGGAUGCGAUUUUGAAGUCGCUCGGUAAACCCACCGAAUUGGAGCGCAGCAUGGCUUGUUAUGUCGAUGCUGCUGGUGGCAUCGAAUGCUGUGUGGAGCAGGAUCAGAGGCUCGAGGAGCUGAUCGCCUUGUCUGAUGGGGUUGAUAUUGAUCAUGAUCCGAAGUCGCGACUUCAAGAAUACAAACAAGAGAUACAAUCUGCUCUUGCAACGCAGAUCGAGGUUCUGCUUCAGCGCAAUUCAGAAACUGUGACAGCGGAGCUAGGUCUCCGUACUGCCCAAGUUAAGAAAGACAUAGAGCUCUACGCGCAGCGCAUUAUAAAAAGACUAGAUUCUGGGCACCAUGAGCGGAUUAGUGACCCUUGCUUUCGGAGGAUUUGGCAAGACGCAACAUGGAGCGACCCGGUCCAAGGAAAGACGUUCAUUUGCACCAUCUGCGAGCAGAUCCGACUACAAGUGAUAUCUGGGUCGUCUGAGCUAUCCGCCGACAAAUGGGCAGUCCAGUUUCUCGAAUUAUCAUAUCAAAGCAGUCUACUGGAAGCGAUCAAUACAAGCCGUACUGGUUUUGUCAGCGUCGAUGAGAUCAACAAAUUCACAGAGAUGAAACCCCCACAGUUCACUCUCCCAGCCUGGCUGGCAUAUUCAGCUGCACGAUCUGGCUUCGAAUUAUUUCACUACAAGGGUGCUUUUAACUCAGUCGGAGAGUAUCUCAGGGCAGUGACCACCGUGAUCUGCGACACCUUAUUCGCCUCUUUGAACGUUCCUCCUAACCAGCGCCGCGAUGUGGAGGCGGAGCCUUGGCUUGUUGACCAGUUACGUUCGUUCAUGAAGGCCCGGGAUGCGAAACUCGUCGAAAGGCUCUCUGCCCUUCAUUGGAGGACCGAUGGAAAAUAGCUGCCGUAUUGGGAGACGCCCCCCUGGAACACGCGCUAUGUUGAUCUUGCAACAAAGUCCGACCCCUCUCAGGACGAAAGAGAGUACCUAGAGAGCGGAUGUGACAGGAUAUAUGAAAUUGCACAUGUGAUCAAUGAACGCGUUCUCUACUUCAACUCUUCGUUGGAUCAAAACCAGAUUCGUGUCCUGGCUUAUGGCAUCUUCUCCAGUUGGAAAACCCACCUUCCAGUUCCAAAUCUUCAGGACCCCGGGUGCGCAAGGGAAUCAAUUCCCGCGAAUAAACAACCUGGCGGGCUUGAGGAGCCCUGCAUUGGAAACAAUCCCAAGUCUUCACCGUUUACACA